Pelodiscus sinensis (Chinese soft-shelled turtle) is the source of this 4423-nucleotide messenger RNA. The record is from RefSeq and is a predicted model, not a curated record. NCBI's taxonomy places the organism in Eukaryota, Metazoa, Chordata, Testudines, Trionychidae.
CUUCUCCCCUCCUCCCAUGGGACACACCAUGUAGAGAUGCAUGCUGGCCCUAGCAAUUGGUCACUUUGAGAUGCAUGUGGGGUCGUGGCAGCCGGGGGGGCCGUGGCAGCCGGGGAGCCCACCUGAGGGUGUCGCUGAGCCUGUUUAUCCGUAUGUUUGGAGAAGCUGAUGAGAAAGCAACCAGUGAGAUGAAUACUGCAGAGGAUUGGGGCCUCAUCUUAGAUAUUUGUGAUAAAGUUGGGCAGUCGCGCACAGGGCCUAAGGAUUGCCUUCGGUCUAUUAUGAAGAGAGUGAACCAUAAGGAUCCUCAUGUUGCUAUGCAGGCACUGACACUUCUAGGAGCAUGCGUAUCAAAUUGUGGUAAAAUCUUUCAUUUGGAAGUGUGUUCGAGAGAUUUUGCUAGUGAAGUAAGCAAUGUAUUGAAUAAGGGUCAUCCAAAAGUCUGUGAAAAGCUUAAAGCUCUCAUGGUGGAAUGGACAGAUGAAUUCAAAAAUGACCCACAACUUAGUUUAAUCUCUGCUAUGAUAAAAAAUCUUAAGGAGCAAGGAGUUACAUUUCCAGCUGUUGGUUCACAGGCUGCAGAACAGGCAAAAGCCAGCCCAGCUCUAGCAGCCAAAGAUCCUGGUACAGCAGCUAACAAAAAGGAAGAGGAAGAUUUAGCAAAAGCAAUUGAAUUGUCCCUAAAAGAACAAAGGCAACAACAAACAACACUUUCCAGUUUGUAUCCAAGCACUUCAAGCCUCUUAACAAAUCACAAACAUGAAGGCCGAAAGGUUCGCGCUAUCUAUGAUUUUGAAGCUGCUGAAGAUAAUGAAUUAACUUUUAAAGCUGGAGAACUUAUAACAGUACUUGAUGACAGUGAUCCAAACUGGUGGAAAGGUGAAACCCACCAAGGAAUAGGAUUAUUUCCCUCUAAUUUUGGAACCAGAAAUGAUGGUUCCAUAUGUUUUACAGUGAAAGCGGAGAAGAAAACAGUACAGUUCAGUGAUGAAGUUCAAGUAGAGACAAUAGAACCUGAGCCUGAACCAGUUUAUAUUGAUGAAGAUAAAAUGGACCAACUGCUACAGAUGUUACAAAGUGCGGAUCCAGCUGAUGAUCAACCAGAUCUCCCAGAGCGGCUUCAUCUUGAAGCCAUAUGCCACCAAAUGGGACCUCUCAUUGAUGAAAAGCUAGAAGAUAUUGACAGGAAACAUUCAGAACUUUCAGAGCUCAAUGUUAAGGUUAUGGAGGCUCUUUCAUUAUAUACCAAGUUGAUGAAUGAAGACCCAGUGUAUUCCAUGUAUGCAAAACUACCGAACCAACAGUAUUAUAUGCAACCUUCUGGUGUUUCUGGCUCUCAGGUCUACCCAGGGCAAGCUCAAAGUAGUACCUAUUUGGUGACAGGGAGUGCACAGUUGGGCCAUAUCCAAGGCUAUAAUCUUCCUCAAGAGCAACUUCCUUCUCUUAACCAAGGCACAGUUCCUCCAUCUGCGAGCUCAGGACUGCCUGGUCAGCCAGCUCAGACAUCUUAUGCUAAUGCAAUGGUCAGCUCUGUUCCUGGAAACACGUAUUCCAACCAGGCUUCAGUGUACAGUCCACCUCCUGCUACUGUUGAUGCUGCUUACCAGAAUGCUGGAACUAGUGUGUCCCAGGUGCCAAAUUAUAACUUAGCAUCUUCAACUCUGCCUCCACCAGCAGGCAGUCAGCAACCACCGCCGUCACAGCAACAUACUUAUUCUCAGAAGGCACUACUAUAGGACCCAGGACUUCUAAUUCUUAAUCUUCUCUAACCUCUGCUAAAUGCAGUUGACAAUGUUAUAAGCUUCUUCCUUUAAUCCUUAAACAUUGUUUAUCCUUGGUUAAUAGGAAUCUACCCUGGUGAACAGGUUCAAUGAUUCAAUUUGCACUGACUUUUUAGGAUUUUUUUUUAAAUUUUGCAGAGGAACAAAAUACUUAGGACACUUAAUUCCUUUUAAAAGGCCUAAAAUUGGUACAAGAUUAUUUAUGUCUGGUAAGAUUGGCUCGUCUGUGAAAACUCAAAACCUGCAAACUUUUGUGUCAUAAAUGUUAUGUAUAUAAUAGUGUGUGAUUGAAAUAGUGGCCAUUUGAAAUAGCUAUGGUGAUCAUAUGAAUAUAUUUAACACUGUUAAAAUAUUUUACAUUACUGUUUUAUUUUAAUCAUGAACAGAUGACCAUGUUUCAUAGUUGUACCUACUUUUGUGAAGGAUGUGAUAUCCUUUUGCAAUGCAGAAAAAGUCUUAAAUCUGCAUAUCAUGGUUAAUAUUUACAUGCUAAAGUCUAUAUGUUAAUUUCCAAACGUAACUACAUUUAGGUUCCAUUCGUUGUAAAUUGCACUUAAGCAUAUCAUGGCUUCCUGUAGUUUGCAGACACUAGUAGCUGGCAUUAUCUACCAAAGUAAACUAGUUAACCUUUUAACGGUCUGGCUAGAUCACCACAAAUGAUGAUUCUGUUUUAGAAUAAUAAUUAUUUAAAACAACUAUUUACAGGCUGCUAAACAUAUCAUUGGACCAUGAAACUGAUUAGAAUCUUAGAACAUAUUGUUUAAAGCAUAUAAUGAUGUACUUUUCCAUUCUGGCUUUGUAUAACUAGGGUUCUGAACUGUAUUGUGUGUAUAUUGGUGAAGAUUACACCAAAGACCAAGAAACUGAGUUUGGAUGGGAAUUAAUGGAAUUUUUAAACUGGAACAAAAACAUGAAUACACUACAUUAUUUAUGGCUCUUGUAAUUAUUUAGGUCACACAUGAAGAGUUGUAUAUAGGAAUAGUCACUUGGCUGAGGAAAUCUUUACUUUUAUUGUAACUCUUGUGGCCUUGCUUAGCUAAAUUGUUCUGUUUACUAUUAUUACAAAAAACACUUUAGCCUUAAUCCAACAUCUCUUCUUACUUUCAUACAUUUUAGUUGUGUGAUGCCUUGUGGUUUUUUAAAAUUCCUUUCUUAGUAUGUAUAGGUUCUCAUUCAUCUUAUCAAGAUUCUUCUAUAAUUUUAACCCAGUUAUGAUCAUUUAAAUAUGAUGUGAACUUACACAGGUUGCCCUAUGUCUUACUCUUUGAGGCAUGAAACUCUGUAUGCCACUUAUAUACUCAGUGGAGGGGUAACAAUAAUAACACAGCAUUUUAGAGAGAUCUAAUCAACGCAUCCUGCACAAAAGUGUUUGUUUUGAUUUGUAGUCUAUUUCUGUUGAUGCAUCCUAGCAUCCCAUUUACCUUUUUAAUUCAGCCCAUUUUGUGUAGAUAACUUUAUAGGUCUCUCAAUAUAAAACCCACAUUUUAUUUUUGGUGAGCAUAAGUGCCAUAAUUAUUCAAUUUGGUAGUAUUUUCCAUUUUACUGUAUUGCUUCUGAUGUUUCAUUCAUAUACAUGUGUAACUGCUCAGUUACCUUGACUAGCCAAUAGUUUCUGAACCUGUUUGCAGUGUUCAUAGCUAUUUGCCAUAUAAUUGGCUUUGCCAUCAUUAGAAAACAAUAGUUGAUACCUUGUCUGUGAAUGUUGUCAACCAAAUGUCUUGUGUAAAUACUAAACAAGAUGGGUUGAAAACUUUCCUCCAACUUACAGCAUUCCAGGUUAAUGAUAUUUUUUCAGCUAGUGAAGCUUGACUAUAUUUAGCUGUUUCUUGUAAUUCCCUCCAACAAUCUAAUUAUCCUCAUAAGUGACAACUUCUUAGUAUAACCAGUUAAGUUUGUGGAAUUUAAGGAGGAACAUAAAACAAUGUUUUGCAAUCUUGUAUACCUUACAAUGCUUUAUUUCUUGAGGAAGACCUGUAACUAGGAUUAUGGGCUAUCCUCUGUGCAUAUUGGGCAAUUUAUUCCAAAAGGAGAGCAAUGAUUUUGAUGGAGAGGAGUAAAAUUUCUAAACAAACAAAAAACUCCUUCCAAUUCACAGUUUUUAGACCCUAAUUCAGGAUUAUAACCUAAGUGAACCUGUACUCAGAGAACCUGUGCCUAACUUUAACUAUGAACAUAGUCCCAUUGGUUUCAGUAGAACUGCUCAUGAGCUGAAAGUUAGGCACAUGCUUCACUACAUUCCCAAAUAAGGGCCUCAGGCUUUUGUAACUACUAAUAAGAAACAGUGGAAUUCUCUAUGGCCCAGCAAAACCAGAUUUUAAAGCCUUGUGCUGAAUACUGAUACUGUUCUCUUCCAUAAAAUCUAUAGUACAUCUGGCAUCUUUUGUCCUUUUUUCAAUUUAAAUUGUCUAUUAGAAUUUUCAUACAUUGGAAAAUAUAAACAAAUUUAUUCUGAAAACUUUUAGUGCAAGUCUGGGUUCAAUAAAGCACAGGUGUAGUGUUAUUUACCGAGCAUUGAAAAUCUAUAAUACGCAUUUUACAUGCUCCUAUCCUCCACCCUAUGUUUCAUGCAUAUUUAUUCACUUUUAAGUUUUAUGUCUCAAAUAGCUUUUGGCCAAGUGUGCACUUCAUUUUCCUCUCCCAGC